AUGGCCAAACCACUAACCGCGCUGGAUACAUUAGUGCAUGACCGCUACGCCAGCGCCGUGGCCAACGGCAGCCUGCUGUUCACUAACUCCGAGAUCACCUACAAGCAUGAAAGCAACAUAGCUUUUGAGAUCCGCUACGUGCCCGCGCUCGCCAAGAAGCCCAGCAGCAAGCCCAAGGAAAAGCAGCAAAGCAAGACCUUUGUCAACCCGUUCCUGCCCUUCGAUGCCAACCUGCACGUCAAAACGCUCGCCGCCACCCACCACCAGCUGUUGCUCAACAAGUAUUGCAUUGUGCCUAACCACCUGCUGAUUACCACUGCAGAGUUUGCUCAGCAAGGCGAGCCCCUGACCACGCACGAUUUUACCGCCGCCAUCGGCGUUCUUGAGGACAUGUCUUGCCCACAGAUCGUGUUCUAUAACGCCGGCGAGGAGUCGGGGGCCAGCCAGCCGCACAAGCAUCUGCAGGUAUUACCGAUGCCCGACAGUAUGAGCGACCCGCCUGUGAUGGAGCUAUGGCUUAGCGAUGCGCCACCGGGAGCGGCAGUGGCGGUGUCGCAAAAGCUUCCGUUUGUGCACUACGGUGUACGCCUCAAUACGCCGCUAGACCCGAAAUCUGUUGAGGAUGCGUAUGCGCGGGCACUGGCGGCUCUGACAGGCGCAAUAUUCUAA
Linderina pennispora is the source of this 669-nucleotide messenger RNA. RefSeq lists its product as uncharacterized. NCBI's taxonomy places the organism in Eukaryota, Fungi, Kickxellomycota, Kickxellomycetes, Kickxellales, Kickxellaceae. Gene Ontology annotation, biological process: nucleotide metabolic process. Gene Ontology annotation, molecular function: ATP:ADP adenylyltransferase activity; ATP binding. The coding region runs from base 1 to 669 and encodes 222 amino acids. The record is from RefSeq and is a predicted model, not a curated record. The transcript has a single exon.